Molecule: messenger RNA, 2460 nt
Organism: Petromyzon marinus (sea lamprey)
Lineage: Eukaryota; Metazoa; Chordata; Hyperoartia; Petromyzontiformes; Petromyzontidae
Cellular component (GO): cytoplasm
Molecular function (GO): glycosyltransferase activity
Source: RefSeq, a predicted model, not a curated record
CGGCCCAGGCGCCUUGCGAGGUGGGGAGGGUCCUGGAUACUCAGUCUCACGUCGGGGAGCGAGGAGCGUGCAUUUGGCUGAGACACAUUUACGCAUCGUUCGUCGCCUGCUCGUUUCUGAAAAAUAUCUCUUUAGCUCAGUGGAUUUUUACCUGGCAACAUAAAAGUAGUCAAGUUUCGUAUACAUUUAUUUUUUUGAUUUGCUUCCCUUUCCUAUACUUUGCACCUCCUAUCGUUUAAAAAAAAAGAAAUUGUUGGAACUUUCUUACCCGCCCCUACUGGGCGUCUGUCAAAAAGAGCGUCGGAGCGUAUCUUGAUUUCUCCCGGAUAAAUCAAGAUUCGGAUUCUUUCGCACCGUACGUGGCUAACUGUGCUCAUCGGAGGAACGGAUCUGGACUGUGAACUCUCCGAGGUUGCCUGCAGGAGCAGUCUAUCGUGAUGAAGUUCCGGCACUUCGCGGCACUUCUGCUCGUGGGCUCGCUGCUGUUCGCCGCUGCCAUCACCGACAUCCCCUGGACCCUGCUUGGCAUGGCCCCCCCAGCCUCCAGCAGACAGGGUCAUGGGACUCUGGCGCAGCCCCUUAACCGGACCAACGUUGACCUGCCGCUAAGCUCUCCCUGCGGACCCUGGGCUGUGCUUCUUACGCCUGUGACCGGAGCUCCGGCGCUACUCGUGUCCGCUUCCUGGGAUGAGCGCGAGGGCCCUGCCCAGGCGCGGCUUCUCACCAUCGUCAAGCGGGAGGGUCUGCCCGCGCUCCGCUGCCUCUUCUGCUGCGGCGGCGCAAGCGGUGAGCCGUUCGUGCAUUCGCCAGCGCGCGUGGAGGUGCACAGGCUCCACUUCAACUUCCCCUGGGCCACGGCUGACGUCCUGUGCACCCCACCCGAUGCCAACGUUUGUUCAACUCCCCAAGGGGUCACCCUGGUGCCUGCCGAGGGCCCCGUGCCCAUUUCCAUCCGUGCGCCAGGGCCCAAUUCCUCCUCCUCCGAGCCAGCAACGCCCCGGCCCUCCUUCACCCCAUUCUAUCCCGGUGCACGGGGACCGUUGGGCCAGGAGAGGAAUUUCAUUCACGAGUUCGGCGUCUGCAUCUCGACGCUGUUCGGUGGCUACGACAACGUCCUGCAGUUUGCUCAGGCCGUGGAGCUCUACCGACUCCUGGGCGCCAGCAUUGUCACCGUCUACAGCAGAGGCUGUGGGCCCAUGCUUGCCCGCUUGCUGGCGCACUACGAGGCAGCCGGUAUCGUCGAGGUGGUGCCGUGGCCCAUCGGGGUCCACCUGCAGCCCUCCAGUGGCUGGAUGCCGGACGUGGAUCCGGGCGACGUGCAUUACCACGGCCAAACGGCUGCACUCAAUGACUGCCUAUACCGACGUAUGGGCGACACCAGGUACUUGGCGACGACCGACAUCGACGAGGUAAUCGUCCCACUGCAGCACGAGGACUGGGCAGGGCUCAUGAAGGCGCUGGAGUCUCGCUACCGUGUGAGCGUCUUCCACUUCAGAAACUACGUGUUCCCUCACUCCGCGCGCGACGCCACCUUGCACGCGACUUAUUCCGCCCGCUGGCGCGGCGUCCCGGGCCACGACAUCCUGACGCACGUGUUGCACGAGCCGCCCACGCCCGACAGCACCAAGAUGAUGGUGGAGGCGAGGCGCGUGGUGCGCGUGUCCGUGCACAGCGUGCUGCGCUCGCUGCGUGGGCAGCAGAUCGUGCCAACGAAUGCUGCGAGAAUGUUCCACUUCCGUGACGCGAUGCAGCCGGAGAUGAGCAAGGAGCAGCUGAGCUACGAUGCUAGACUCUGGCGCUAUAACGCUAGCCUCGUGACCAACGUAGAGGCAGCCCUGAGUGCCGCUGGCCUCUUGCAUCUCCCUUGACAUCAAGGCGCAUCAGGUUACACGUGGAUCAGACUUGCACGAAUACGACGGCAUUCCUUUUUUUCGUUUGUAUGUAUAGGCAACUAAACAAUCCAGUUUGUGAAGCCUCCAGGUGUAGACUUAACAUUCCAGCGUGGGACUGACCAUUUGUCUAAUCUCACUUCAAUCGACACAUCCGUUGUUCCUGAUGCCGUAACCUUUUCCAACACGUUGCGCCGCUCGGACUGACACUCUACUUGUGGGACGGGCCAACAUUUAUUUUGUGUUCUUUAGGACCAGCAACUCGAGUGAAGUUUUAACUGGGAUUGGGACCAACUUUGGUGGCAUUUUAACACGUAGGCUUUCGCGACCAAUAUAUUUGGUGGCAUUUAUAACUUGUGCACCGCUCUUACAUCAACCAAACGCACGGAAGAGCAUCUCUCGGGGCCGUUCAAUAGAGAGCCAGGCCACGCAACUAACACAUUUCGGAAUUAUGGGACGCGGGAGGCAUAGGGGUGGGUCGCAGAAUAAAAGCGUGAAAGAAACAUUUUUGAAAAUCAUCGUAAAUAAUGACCCCUACGUAUUUUUGAUCCGAACCCCCCCCCCCCCCCCC